CAUUCCGCGGACGGAGCCGCGACGGUUUGUGCUAAAGCGAAACAAAAAUUGAAAAUAAAUAAAACUAAAGCGUAAUUUGAAAUAAAUUGUCAAAAUGGAUAUGAAUUGGACCUAUCACGUCGGCCUGCGGUCCCCAAAUCUUACAAAUACGACCGUCAGCUUGCAAGAGAACUUCGAGAUUGAUUUGGAAGAUACAAAUUGGAUAUUAACUUCAUCCUUCAUCAUAUUCACAAUGCAAACUGGUUUCGGAAUGCUCGAGUCUGGUUGCGUCUCUAUAAAGAACGAAGCUAACAUCAUGAUGAAAAAUCUCGCUGACAUUUCUUUAGGGGGUCUGACGUAUUGGAUCUUCGGCUACGGCAUGUCAUUCGGCGAAGGUCCCUUUUCUAACCCAUUCAUCGGAGUGGGCAACUUCUUGGUAGACCCGCCAGUGGGUGACGCGCUAAUGGGACCAGUCUUUGCGUCUUUUCUAUUUCAGCUAUCGUUUGCAACAACAGCGACAACAAUUGUUAGUGGAGCAAUGGCAGAGAGGUGCAACUUCAAAGCAUACUGUCUUUUCUCGUUUUUGAACACCAUUGUCUACUGUGUACCAGCGGGCUGGGUGUGGGGUGAGCAUGGUUUCCUGAACAAGUUAGGUGCUGUGGAUAUAGCUGGCUCCGGUCCUGUUCAUCUUAUUGGUGGGUCGUCAGCCUUCGCAUCUGCAUUGAUGUUAGGACCGCGUCUUGGACGUUACGCCAGGGGAACUGACCCAUUACCCCUGGGUAAUCCUGUCAAUGUCGUAAUGGGAACUUUCGUCCUAUGGUGGGGAUGGCUGGCUUUCAAUUCUGGAAGUACCUAUGGAGUAAGCGGCGCGAAAUGGCAGUAUGCAGCGCGGGCAGCGGUCAUGACAAUGAUGGGGUCUUUCGGUGGCGGGUGCUUCGGACUCCUUUUUACAUUAAUCAAGAACAAGGGACGCGCUGAUGUUAUGGAAUUGGUUAACAGUAUCCUAGGUUCGCUGGUUGCUAUUACUGCGGGUUGCUUCUUGUACCGCGCUUGGGAGGCUGUGGUCAUCGGUAUGUUGGGUGGUGCCAUCGCGUCCGCUAGUGUUCCUCUACUUGAUAAAAUGAAAGUCGAUGAUCCGGUUGGUGCUUCAGCUGUUCACGGAGCUUGUGGACUUUGGGGAGUAAUAGCAGUUGGUCUGUUUGCUGAUAAUCCAAUACCCAUGGACACUACUAAUGGAAGAUCUGGUUUAUUUAAAGGCGGUGGAUGGUACCUCCUUGGAGUCCAGACACUCACUGGCGUGUGCCUGAUGGCGUGGGGUGCGCUUGUUACCAUGGCGCUGUUGUGGAUUAUCGACCUCGUGCUGCCCAUCAGGAUGGAUCCUUACGAGGAACUGCUGGGAGCUGAUCUCACAGAGCACAAAAUUAGACAUUCUCAAGUGGAUGUUUCUCGUGCGGUCUCAGCUCUGCGACCUUACCACCGGUCAGUGAGCAUUGAGGAAGUUGGCGGUAUUGGGGUGAACACUGGCCAUAGCCUUAUCGUGGAUAAGUUGCAAGAGAUUCAUAAGAAAAACAAAGGGAAACUCAACGGGAACUUGAAGAUUUUUACUAAUAACGGUUUCAUAGAAGAUAACGCAUCUGAACCGGGUUCGUUUAUAAAUAACGGUUUUUUAAAUAAACGUCCUGGCAACCCAGAAAAUGAUCUCCAUCGCGCGCUGGACUCUAUGGAAAAAGAAAUUAGCGGUGAGAAAUUUAAAAAUCGAACACACCCUGAAAAUUGCGUGAAAAUUAGAGUGAUACCUGAAGAACUCAAAGGAAAAAAGUUUAAGGAGUUGUCUGCGAGUGAAUUGAUUGAAUUGGGUGAAAUAAACGCUAGUGAGGGGCGAUUUAGAUAUCGAUUUACAGAAGACGAUUAUAAAGAUGAUGUCGAAAGGGGCUCAGUUACGAAUCCGAAUAUGCGAUGGAUCGAUUAAACAUCUAUCAAACUUUAAUCUCUUGGCCACUAGACAGCGCUGUAUAUACGUUUUUAAAUUUCAAAAUCCUUCAGCUUUUUAAAACUAUCUGCCUAAC
Nymphalis io (European peacock) is the source of this 2045-nucleotide messenger RNA. RefSeq names its product putative ammonium transporter 2 (gene Amt). The record is from RefSeq and is a predicted model, not a curated record. Gene Ontology annotation, biological process: ammonium homeostasis; ammonium transmembrane transport. Gene Ontology annotation, cellular component: membrane. The transcript is spliced from 12 exons. The coding region runs from base 95 to 1948 and encodes 617 amino acids. Gene Ontology annotation, molecular function: ammonium channel activity. NCBI's taxonomy places the organism in Eukaryota, Metazoa, Arthropoda, Insecta, Lepidoptera, Nymphalidae.